Uloborus diversus is the source of this 1653-nucleotide messenger RNA. Its product is annotated as polypeptide N-acetylgalactosaminyltransferase 2-like. The transcript has a single exon. Gene Ontology annotation, cellular component: Golgi apparatus. NCBI's taxonomy places the organism in Eukaryota, Metazoa, Arthropoda, Arachnida, Araneae, Uloboridae. The record is from RefSeq and is a predicted model, not a curated record. The coding region runs from base 1 to 1653 and encodes 550 amino acids.
AUGAUGAGACUAAGACUGAGGUAUUUGAUUUUGCUUCUAAGUGUUGUGGGCAUUAUAGCAUAUUGCCUUGUUUUUUUGCCACAUCCAAAAUCUGCCAAUAAAGCUUUGCGCUUAAAAGUUACUCAUGAAGAUAAAAGCUUAACUUUUAAGAAUGAUAGUCCUUUACAAAUAGAAUGGCAGUAUUUUGACGAGAAGAAAUAUGUGGCUAAAACAGCUGUUAAGUCUGGUGAAAAUCCAUAUUCUCGCAAUAAAUUUAACCAAGAAGCUAGUGAUAAACUUCCAAGUAACAGAGACAUCCCAGACUCAAGGCAUGAUGAGUGUGCAUCUAAGUCAUAUAAAAAAGAUCUUCCAGCAACUAGUGUUAUUAUCACUUUUCAUAAUGAAGCUCGUUCAACAUUAUUGCGUACCAUUGUAAGUGUUCUCAACCGAAGUCCUGAACAUCUGAUCCGAGAAAUUAUUUUAGUUGAUGACUUCAGUGAUAAUCCCUCUGAUGCAUCAGAAUUAGCAAGCAUUCAGAAAGUUGUUGUAAUUCGCAAUACUAAAAGACAAGGACUAGUUAGAUCCAGAGUUAGAGGUGCAGAUGCUGCAAAGGGAAAAAUUUUGACAUUUUUAGAUAGUCAUUGUGAAUGUAACGUAAAUUGGUUAGAACCUUUAAUAGAGCGAAUUGUUGAAGAUCCAACCCGUGUCGUUUGUCCUGUUAUUGAUGUGAUAAACAUGGAUGACUUUAAAUAUUUUGGUGCUUCUGCAGACUUAAGAGGUGGUUUUGAAUGGAACUUAGUUUUUAAAUGGGAGUUUUUGUCUAUGCAAGAACGACAUUUAAGAGCAUCAGAUCCAACUACCGCCAUCAAGACACCCAUGAUUGCUGGUGGACUAUUUUCGAUUGAUAAAGAUUACUUUCAGAAGAUGGGAAAGUAUGAUGAAAUGAUGGACAUAUGGGGUGGUGAAAAUCUUGAAAUAUCGUUUCGUAUAUGGCAGUGUGGUGGAAGUUUAGAAAUAAUUCCAUGCAGUAGAGUAGGUCAUGUAUUUCGAAAACAACAUCCAUAUACUUUUCCUGGUGGUAGUGGUAAUGUUUUUGCUCGAAAUACAAAGCGAGCUGCAGAAGUUUGGAUGGAUGAAUACAAAAGUUAUUACUAUUCAGCUGUUCCAGUAGCUAAAAAUGUGCCAAUAGGCAAUAUACAAGAUCGUUUAUUAUUGCGUCAGCAACUGAACUGUAAACCAUUUAAAUGGUUUCUUGAAAAUGUGUAUCCUGAAUUAAAAGUUCCUAAUAAAUUGAGUUCCCCUCAUGGUUCUAUUCGGCAAGGCAUGAUGUGCAUAGAUACUUUAGGACACAGAAUAGGUGAAACCAUUGGACUUUAUACAUGUCAUGGAGGUGGUGGUAAUCAAGAAUGGAGUUUUGGCAAAGAUCAUCAAAUUCGUCAUGACAGUGUAUGCCUUACUCUUGCUAAACCUAAAUCUACAAUGUCUUUGACUUUAAAGACUUGUAGGGGAGAUACUAAUCAAAAGUGGUUGCAAGUCAAUAAUCAUACCAUAAAACAUUUUAUGUAUAAUUUGUGUGUUGACAGUAGGCAUUAUAAGACUAAAGGACUGAUUGUUAUGAAUUGUGAUGACAAAGCUCAAAGCCAGCAGUGGGUUUUUGCUAAAUCAGAAGUUUGA